This is a messenger RNA of Malus domestica (apple), 1653 nucleotides long. Its product is annotated as ATP phosphoribosyltransferase 1, chloroplastic-like. The record is from RefSeq and is a predicted model, not a curated record. Lineage: Eukaryota; Viridiplantae; Streptophyta; Magnoliopsida; Rosales; Rosaceae. Gene Ontology annotation, molecular function: ATP phosphoribosyltransferase activity; magnesium ion binding. Gene Ontology annotation, cellular component: cytoplasm. Gene Ontology annotation, biological process: L-histidine biosynthetic process.
CUUAACCUGAAUAUUCUCAGCCACCAGCCACCAGCCACCCUCUCUCUCUCUCUCUCUCUCUCUCUCUCUCUCUCUCUCUCAACCUUGAAUAUUCUAAGCCAUCAGCCACCCCCCUCUCUCUCCCUCCCCCGUACCGCCGCCGUCUUCGACUCCUCACAUUUCCAUAUCCAAUAAAAAAGAGCAACAUGUUGGCAUCAAACCUGCCAAAGAGCCCCUUCUUCCCCACCCGCUAUGUCCCGGUCUCCCCCUCCUUCCACAUCACCUGCAGCGUCUCGCAGCUGCAAUCGGCGGCGGAAGCAGUGAACGGCAGAGUUGCCGAACGGAACGAGAUUCGCCUCGGCUUGCCCAGCAAAGGCCGUAUGGCUGCCGACACUCUUGAUCUCCUCAAGGACUGCCAGCUGUCCGUCAAGCACGUCAAUCCUCGUCAAUACGUCGCCCAAAUCCCUCAGCUUUCGGACUUGGAGGUGUGGUUUCAACGGCCGAAGGACAUUGUGCGGAAAUUGUUGUCCGGAGACUUGGACCUUGGCAUUGCGGGUUUUGAUACUGUCAGUGAAUACGGAGAGGGGAAUGAAGAUCUUAUCAUUGUUCAUGAUGCUCUUGAUUAUGGGGACUGCCGUUUAUCCCUUGCAAUUCCGAAAUAUGGGAUUUUUGAAAAUAUAAAUUCACUGACAGAGCUAGCACAAAUGCCUCAAUGGAAUAAAGAGAAACCUCUCCGAGUUGCUACUGGCUUCACCUAUCUUGGUCCUAAAUUUAUGAAAGAUAAUGGAUUGAACCAUGUGAGUUUUUCAACUGCUGAUGGAGCACUCGAGGCAGCUCCUGCGAUGGGGAUAGCUGAUGCAAUUUUGGACCUCGUGAGUAGUGGGACGACGCUGAAGGAGAACAACCUAAAAGAGAUUGAUGGGGGAGUUGUGUUACAAAGCCAGGCAGUUCUUGUUGCAAGCAAGAAGUCAUUGAUCCAAAGGAAAAGCGCCCUUGACACGACACAUGAGAUUCUUGAAAGAUUAGAGGCACAUCUAAGGGCUCAGGGUCAGUUCACGGUAACUGCAAAUAUGAGAGGAAAUAGUGCAGCGGAAGUGGCUGAGCGAGUCUUGAGCCAGCCAUCAUUAUCUGGUUUGCAGGGACCCACCAUAAGUCCAGUUUUUUGCAAACGUGGUGGGCAAAUUGCAGCCGAUUACUAUGCCAUAGUCAUAUGUGUACCAAAAAAGGCACUCUACAAGUCCGUUCAACAACUGAGAGCGAUUGGAGGCAGCGGAGUUCUAAUUUCCCCAUUGACCUACAUUUUUGAUGAAGAAACACCAAGAUGGCGUGAACUUCUCACAAAGCUUGGCCUCUAGUUCUCUCUAGCCGAUGAUGUGCACGGUUUGUUGUAAUUUUCUGUAGCUAUGGCAGUUUUUAAGAGUUUGAUGAGCAAACACAUAUUGAUACCUAUCUUUGGAUUGACAACUUGGCUUGUAAUCGGAGUAGUGACUUAAAGAUAUUUCCGUUUUGUAUGCGAUUUUUUUCUUAUCCUCUAUAUCCCUAUUUUGGUUAGUCCGACGACAACUCUCAAUUUUUUUACCAUUUUUCAGUACCAUUAUGUGUAAUAUUCGUGGAUUUUGAACAUCUGUAUGCAUUUGUCUUUCAGAAUUAUCCAACCAUGAUUAAAGUUUUGAA